AUGCCCCGAUGGGGAAGAUCACCGGGGGCAAAAGUGGGGAGACAGACUAGGAGACGUGCGGCUCCGUGGGUGGAUGAGGGCUCAAGGUUUGAGGAGUUAGGUAGCGAAGAGGAGGAGGAGGAUGAUGAUGAUGACGUAUACGUCUGCCGCGACACGCGCGCACUGUACGCAAGACAGGUGACGGCUGAGAAUAUGGGUGGAGGAUCAGUUCGACGAAGGCGGAUGGUAGAGUAUGACGAUGGAGACAACAUGGCGGCUGUCGAUGAGAUGGACUAUGACCUACACGAUAACAUGGACAGCACGAUUGCAUAUGCAGUGCAGUUAGCCAUGAAGGAUAAAGAGGAGCGGCUAGUGGAUCAGGCACUUGACCGAAUACGGCGCGCACAGGUUCAGGGUCAGAAGAACGUGCGCUUAUCAAAACGGGAGCUGGAGGCGAUUGAGCGCAAGCGAAUGGAAUCGAGAGAAACACCGGAGCUUGAUCCCCGCGGCAGCCCUCUCAAAGGAAUGUCCUCUGGUAACCGACACCUGAGGUCUCCCGCAAGCCCCAACAAACGAGUCUCUGGGGGGAUUUCACGCGGCAAUUCAAAUGUUUCAUCUCCAAGUAAACAUGGCAUGCCGUCUUCCUUGGCAGAUAACAAUAGUGCCUAUGCCUUUUGGGCGAGGACUUCAGGUGUUUCCCUCGUGCCUGAAGCCUCACCGAAGUCGCCCUCUGCUCGCCCCCAACCCAAUCACACGCCCCCUCGGUCUCCGCUCCAGCCAGCUUACUCUUCAGAGCGAUCGCCAUCGGUACCUCUUGUUCGCAAUCCUGAAUCCAUGCGUGGACCGGCCUUUACACGUCCUCUCUCCGAUGAUCCCCAAUGGGUAUCCACCUAUCAGCCUCCAUAUCCUAUGGAUCCCCCGCCGCACCCGCUAGAUCAUUGGCGUGGCUCAGUCGGCCGUGUGGGAACGACAUCCAUGCUCGACUAUCGGACUGUUCUCAAUGGUUCUCCCAACAGCGCACAUAAUGCGACAGCAUCCCAAGGACGAUUGGGCAAGGCGACGGAGAAAUACCUUCGGAAUGGCGAGGGGCAUCAGAGCAGUGAUCUGGACGACAAUAGCGAUGAAUUGCAUAUUGUAGACGUGGUGGAGCGGAGAGUGCCCGCCGGCAUGCCAACGCGGGUGCCACCUGGGCGAGGACGUCGUCAGCGCGGCAGCCGUCCUUGA
This is a messenger RNA of Aspergillus homomorphus CBS 101889, 1203 nucleotides long. RefSeq lists its product as uncharacterized. The record is from RefSeq and is a predicted model, not a curated record. Lineage: Eukaryota; Fungi; Ascomycota; Eurotiomycetes; Eurotiales; Aspergillaceae. The transcript has a single exon. The coding region runs from base 1 to 1203 and encodes 400 amino acids.